Molecule: messenger RNA, 3843 nt
Organism: Tetrapisispora phaffii CBS 4417
Lineage: Eukaryota; Fungi; Ascomycota; Saccharomycetes; Saccharomycetales; Saccharomycetaceae
Exons: 1
Coding region: 1-3843 (1280 amino acids)
Biological process (GO): DNA replication; double-strand break repair via homologous recombination
Cellular component (GO): chromosome; RecQ family helicase-topoisomerase III complex; cytoplasm
Molecular function (GO): ATP binding; 3'-5' DNA helicase activity; four-way junction helicase activity
Source: RefSeq, a predicted model, not a curated record
AUGCUCAACAAACCCCAAAAUACUCUAAAUAAGGAGUAUGCUUGGCUAAAAAAAAAUGAAGAUUCAGUGUAUGAAACUCAAUCUACUUAUAAUAUUAUAACAGGUGUGCUGAAUAACUUUGAUGAUGUAAAAGUAAAUGAGAAAAAGAAGCCGGCACUAGGUCUUUCAAAUCCAUCUAAUUUACAGGAAAUAAUAAAUAUCCAAAGUAUUAUUAUUGGAUUAUUUGAAGAACGAGAUCGUAUGUUGAGUUAUAAAUGUGAUAUCUUGGGGUCUACUUCUUUGUCUCCAGAAUCUAAAAAAUUUAAGAUUUUAAAUGAAAUACAAACUAAAUUAUUGAACUUGAAAAAUGAAAUAGCAGAGUAUCAAGAAAUUCUAUCAAAUUUAAAGGUUAUUAAAAACAAUGAUGUACCAAAACUUGCAGCACCAGAUAUGAAUACACAACUUUGCAAAGAAGAUAUUAUUAAAGAAGAACAUAUCCAUGUUUCAUCUAAUGAAAUUACUGAAGAUGUUAAAAAGGAUCAAGAUCAAAAGUUAGACUGUGAUGAAAAUUUUGUGGAUGAAGAUUCUCAGUAUUCAGCUGAUACAACUACAAUUUAUUCAGAUGAAGAAAAAAUGCUAAUGAAUGGUAUAAAUAUAACAACAGCAACAUCGGUUAACCAAACCGAUGCAGCACCAAUAAUUAACGAUGUAAUUAUAGGAUCAAAUACUGUUGUCCAGUUAAAUUCGAACCAUGGAAAAAUGCCUGAAUACAAGAGCACAAUUACCAGUAAUAAUAAAAGAACUUUAAGGUUUAAAAACACUAUUAACUAUAAGAUACCAGAUGCAGACGAUCCAUUUGAUUAUGUAAUGGCUGCCUCCAAACCUUUAAAAUAUUCAACCAUAACCAGUGGUUCAAUUGAAAAAGAUGAACCAGAUGACUAUGAAAAAAAUUACUUGGCAACUCAAAAUAUGAAUAAUACUGAAGAUUCAGUACAUGAUAGUGAUCUCGAAUUCGUCGAUGGGAGCUACUAUAAUACCUCUCACGAUUUUGAUUACAAAGAAAGUGAACAUACAGUUGAUAACGAUGAUGAUGAAAUUAUUGAAGCAUCAGAUGCUGAUAUAAGUGUUCAUGAAAACAGUCAUCUGCCAAUCAUAAAAGAAAGUAUAAUCUUAUUAUCUCCGUCAAAGACUGCUUAUGAAGGCAACAUUUCUAAUGAAAAUGUGCCGAUAAUAAAUGUAUCUGAUGAAGAUUUGAAUCAAGAUUUAAUUAUUGAAGAUAGUAACCUAUCUGCAUUCUCUUAUAAUUUGAUAGAUCAGUUCUCAGAUGUAGAAAUGGUAGAGAGUGGAUCAGAGAAGAUCCAUAAUACGGGAGAUAGCGAGACCGAAGAAUUGCCUAUUUCCCAAAAGGAACUAGAUAGAGAAAUAUUUGAUUUGGAGAGAGAAAAUUUCUCUCAAAAGAACAACUUGAAACACAUAGAGGACGAAUUACAGGUGAUAUCUGAAACAUGUAUGAGCAAUGAGGUAACAACUACCAUGGUCGCUAAGGAACAUAGUAUCAACAUAGAAUCAAACAUUAACGAUAGGUCGGAUGCUGCAUUAUCUUUCCCAUGGAGUUCAGAAGUAUUAUUUCGAUUGAAAAAUAGCUUUAACCUGAAUAGUUUUAGACCUAAUCAAUUAGAAGCAAUAAAUUCCACUUUGAAUGGAAGAGAUGUGUUUGUAUUAAUGCCAACAGGUGGUGGCAAAUCUCUAUGCUACCAAUUACCUGCAAUAGUAAAAUCAGGGAAAACCUCAGGAACUACAAUAGUAAUAUCGCCUCUAAUAUCUUUAAUGCAUGACCAGGUUGAACACCUUUUGAAUAUAAAUAUUAAAGCUUCUAUGAUAAGUUCAAAAAGUCCAGCUGCUCAAAGGAAAAAGACUUUUAAUCUUUUUAUCAAUGGAUUGUUAGAUUUAGUAUAUAUUUCACCAGAAAUGAUGAGUGCUUCUCAACAAUGCAAACGAGCAAUUAAAAGAUUAUACGAAACAAAUAAGCUUGCUAGAAUAGUAGUUGAUGAAGCUCAUUGUGUCUCCAAUUGGGGUCACGACUUUAGACCAGAUUAUAAAGAAUUGAAGCUUUUUAAGAGAGAAUAUCCAACAAUACCGUUAAUUGCUCUUACAGCUACAGCUAAUGAACAAGUUCAACUGGAUAUUAUUAAUAAUUUAGGAGUUAGAAAUCCUUUAUUAUUAAAACAGAGUUUCAAUAGAACCAAUUUGGAUUAUAUUAUUCGUACUAAAUCAAAGAAUACUGUCAAUGAAAUCUGUAGCAGUCUGAAAACAGAUUUUAAAAACCAAUCCGGUAUUAUAUAUUGUAAUUCAAAAAUAUCCUGUGAACAGGUAGCUCAACAGAUAGCUAGCCAAAAAAUCAGAACGGCUUUUUAUCACGCUGGAAUGACACCAUCAGAAAGAUUAAAAAUACAAAAAGCCUGGCAAAAUAAUCAAGUUCAAGUUAUUUGUGCUACUGUAGCUUUUGGUAUGGGUAUAGAUAAACCCGAUGUUAGGUUCGUAAUUCACUUUACUAUUCCACGAACCCUUGAAGGCUAUUAUCAAGAAACUGGUAGAGCAGGUAGAGAUGGACUCCCAGCUCAAUGUAUAACUUAUUUUUCAUUCAAAGAUGUUAGAAGUCUACAGACAAUGAUCCAGAGAGAUAAAUCAUUGAACAAAGAAAAUAAACUAAAACAUUUAGAGAAAUUACAGCAAGUAGUCUCAUAUUGUGAUAAUGUUACGACAUGUCGACGCCAGCAAGUUUUAAAGUACUUCAAUGAAGAUAUUGAUCCAUCAGUUUGCCUUAAGCAAUGUGAUAAUUGUAGAAAUUCUGGUAAUUUUUCUAUUGAAGAAAGAGAUGUAACUAAUGAGGCAAAAAUGAUUAUUAACUUAAUUGGGACUUUGAAAGAUGAACGAGUAACAAGAAUUUAUUGCCAAGAUAUCUUUAAAGGAUCACGCUCUGCUAAAAUACUUCAAUCUGGUCAUAAUCUAAUUAAGGACCAUGCGGCAGGAAAACAUCUAUCAAAAUUAGAAAUUGAAAGGAUAUUUUCUCAGUUAGUUACAUUGAGACUUUUGGAAGAGUAUCCCAUUGUUAAUGCUAGUGGAUUUGCAUCUCAUUACAUUAAACUUGGGAUCGCUGCAAAAAAAUUCUUAAAAGAUAACACCACUCUUAAAAUGGAAUUUAUCAUAAACAAUUCUUCUUCAAGACCAAACUCAAAUAGAUCUUCGUCACGAACUCUAAUAACUACCAAUUUAAAUGUCACUGGUAUAGAAAGACAUCAAUCUGAUUUACAGGAGAAUAAUAUGAUAAAAAAGACGACAAUAAGCACAGAAUCAAAUUCUAUUCAAGAUCAACCCUACUUGAAUUCUGCAUACAAAAAAUUAAAGGAGCUUUCGCUCUCUUUAGGCCAACAUGUUAAUCCCCCUACAACUGAGUUUCUCUCGGAAGAUAUAUUGAAAAAACUGGCAAAGGAAUUACCUAAAGAUGAACCUUCAUUCAAAAUAUUAGUAAACAAUGAUCCAUCUUACAAUCAAAAGUUUAAAUACUUUAAAGAUACAAUAAUGGUUCUGCGAUCCAACUUUGGCUUAUUAAACAAAGCAAAAAAGACGAAUACAGUUACUUCUUCUUCAGCGUUGAUAAUUCCACACUCUCAUAAUUUUGAGUUGGAAUUCUCAGAGUCCUCAUUAAAUUCUGAAAUAAUUCGUCAAAUAAGAGAUACUCAAGAUGUUGAUUCCCAAACAAAUGAGGAGUCUCUGCUAAACAGCAAAGGUAAAAAGAAGAGAAAAUCAACAUUUAGCAAAGGUUCUAGGAAAUAUAAAUCCUACAAGAGAUUCAAAAAAAAAUAA